Messenger RNA from Aspergillus wentii DTO 134E9, 505 nucleotides. RefSeq lists its product as uncharacterized. The coding region runs from base 48 to 401 and encodes 117 amino acids. NCBI's taxonomy places the organism in Eukaryota, Fungi, Ascomycota, Eurotiomycetes, Eurotiales, Aspergillaceae. The transcript is spliced from 3 exons. The record is from RefSeq and is a predicted model, not a curated record.
AACCACCUUGACGUUUCCAUCAUCAUCAUUAGUAAAUUAAUACCAUCAUGUCUCUUAAAAUAUCAGCAGCAAGCUGGCUCCUCGUCUCCCUGGGCCACACCAUCUCCGCCAAAGAAUGGCAAUCAACCCCCCAAUUCCAAAAACUCCCUACUCUUGCCUCGACAUGCAGCAGAGCAGGCUGGUACCAGGGUAGUGCAUUCUUCAUCAUGACGGCCCUCAUCAACUACAACUGGUCUCAGAAUCCGGCACUCCUGGAAGAGCCGGUAAACAAGGCCAUUGCGGGCUUGAUCACGGCUAUUGUCUGGGUUAGCUCAGGCUGGUAUUUUAAGAAUGGUGUCAAGGCGAAUGGGUUCGCGACGGCCCUGGCUGGUGCGAUCCAGGCGUGGGCUGUUUUGAAUUAGACGCAUUGCAUUGUAUUGUAUUGUUAUUGUCAACGUGAAGGGGUCGGGUUCUUCGGGAUGAAUACCCCUGCGAGUAUUAGAUAUGAAUUAUAAUUCAACGCUUG